CCCGCCCCGCUGCCCUCGGGCCCAGGGCCGGCCCGGCCCCAAGCACUGGCCUCCUUGGCCAUGGCGCGCGCCCCGGGCUCCGAGCGGCAGCUGCUGGUGGUCUACACCGGCGGCACCUUGGGUAUGCGCAGCGAGCGCGGGGUGCUCGUGCCUAGCCCAGGCCUCGCUGCUGUGCUGCGGACCCUGCCCACAUUCCAUGAUGCGGAGUGUGCCCGGGCCCUGGGCCUUCCGGACGACACCCUGGUGCUCCCCCCUGCCAGCCCUGGCCCCAGGGUCAUCUAUACAGUGCUGCAGUGCCAGCCCCUCUUGGACUCCAGCGACAUGACCAUCACCGAGUGGGUCGAGAUAGCCCAGACCAUAGAGAGGUACUACGAGCAGUACCAUGGUUUUGUGGUCAUCCACGGCACAGACACCAUGGCCUUUGCAGCCUCCGUGCUGUCCUUCGCGCUGGAAAACCUGCACAAACCUGUCAUCCUCACUGGCGCCCAGGUGCCCAUAUAUGCGCUGUGGAGUGACAGUCGGGAGAACCUGCUGGGGGCUCUGCUCAUGGCCGGCCAGUACGUCAUCCCUGAGGUCUGCCUGUUCAUCCAAAAUCAGCUGUUUCGGGGCAACCGGGUAACUAAGGUGGACACCCGGAGGUUUGGGGCCUUCUCCUCCCCCAACCUGCCCCCGCUGGCCACCAUGGAUGCAGAUGUCACAGUGGCCCAGGAUUUGGUGCGGACAGCCAAUGGGAAGGAUGCACUGGUGGUACACAGCAGCAUGGAACGCAAUGUGGGGAUACUGCGUCUGUACCCUGGGAUCCCUGCCUCCCUGGUCCGGGCCUUCCUGCAGCCCCCCCUGAAAGGCGUGGUCAUGGAGACUUUCGGCUCAGGCAAUGCACCCACCAAGCCUGACCUGCUGCAGGAGCUUCAGGCUGCAGCCGAGCGAGGCCUGAUCAUUGUUAACUGUAGUCACUGUCUGUGGGGCCCUGUGACCCCAGGCUAUGCAUCAGGCUUGGCGGAGGCAGGCGCCAGCAUCGUCUCCGGCUUUGACAUGACCUCAGAGGCCGCCCUGGCCAAGCUGUCGUUUGUGCUGGGCCAGCCAGGGCUGAGCCUGGGUCACAGGAAGAAGCUGCUGGGCAAGGAUCUUCGAGGGGAGAUGACAGUGCCAGUGGCGGACAAGCACAGGUCCUCUUUGCAGGGCACUGUGCUGGGGCGCAGUGUUGCCUGGCUCUUUGGUCUGAGUGGUGGCCAGGAGGUGGCUGCGCUGCGGGAUGCCAUGUUACCCAGCCUGGCCCUGGCUGCUGCCCAUGCAAGUGACCUCAAGGCUCUGCAGGCGCUUAUGGAGCUGGACAGUGACCUGUGCUUGGAGGACUGUAACGGCCAGACCCCAUUGCAUGUAGCUGCACGGAGGGGACAAGAGGGUGUGGUCACCAUGCUGCUGCACAGAGGCGCAGAUGUGGAUGCCCGUGACCAGGAUGGCCUCAGCCCACUCCUGUUGGCUGUGCGGGGCAGGCAUCAGGGCACCAUUGGGCUGCUGCGGAUGGCUGGGGCCUGCCUGACUCCCCAGGACCUAGAGGACACAGGGACAGAGCUGUGCAGGCAGAAGCUGCUGGGAAUCUGGAGGUGGUGGCCCUCCUGCGGAGCCUGGGGGUUGCAAGCCCAGAAGCACUGCCUAGCACCUGACCUGCAGUGUCCUGCUGAACGUGAGCCACUCCUCCAUCUGCCACCUUGCCUCGGCCGGCCGGCUAGGAGACUCAUGAGCCCUGCCCAGCGGGAAGCACUCCACUGCUUGGCCUGUCCCCCAGGCUGUCUCAAUGACAAAGCGUAAAGGUCUUCACUGGGCAGAAUGGCAAUAAAGUUGCUGCAGGAUGGC
Octodon degus (degu) is the source of this 1854-nucleotide messenger RNA. It is a transcript of the gene Aspg, whose product is annotated as asparaginase. Lineage: Eukaryota; Metazoa; Chordata; Mammalia; Rodentia; Octodontidae. The coding region runs from base 61 to 1809 and encodes 582 amino acids. The record is from RefSeq and is a predicted model, not a curated record. Gene Ontology annotation, molecular function: protein binding; asparaginase activity. The transcript has 15 exons.